Messenger RNA from Glycine soja, 3363 nucleotides. Its product is annotated as ubiquitin carboxyl-terminal hydrolase 8-like. The record is from RefSeq and is a predicted model, not a curated record. The transcript is spliced from 13 exons. Gene Ontology annotation, biological process: protein deubiquitination. Lineage: Eukaryota; Viridiplantae; Streptophyta; Magnoliopsida; Fabales; Fabaceae. Gene Ontology annotation, molecular function: cysteine-type deubiquitinase activity. Bases 184 to 2808 code for a protein of 874 amino acids.
UAUAUUUUUCCCUCCCUGUAUUGCAUCGCAUCUUCCUCUUCAAAGAAAAAGCUCCACUUGUAUUGUAUUGUAUUGUCAUGUUACUUCUUUCUCUGCAAAUCCUUCAUAUUCUGCUCUAUAAAUGUUAAUAAUCUGCAAAUUUUGGAAGCGAAUUUUCUAAAUCGCUCUGUCUCUCUCGCUGCAAUGGACUGUGCCUCCGAAGAUUGCUCCGAUAACUCUCAGCGACCGGACUCACACAAGGACCAGCGAGUCUAUUUCGUUCCUCACAGGUGGUGGAAGGAUGCUCAGGAUUCAAUGCCGGAGGCAGAUUCGGAUAAGAAGAAGGGAAUUGCGUUUGCCUCUUUUCCAGGUUCGUCCUAUGCUGGUCCUAUGAAGAUUAUCAAUAACAUUUUCAACUCAGAUCUUGUGUUCAGUCUUCGGAGGGAGGAGGAUUCACCACGCAUUCGUGAAAAUGGCGAGGUUGGUGUGUCUGGCCGGGACUUUGCUUUGGUGUCUGGGGAUAUGUGGUUGCAGGCACUCAAGUGGCAUAGUGAUUCAAAAAAUGUAAUGAAGGAUGACAAAGGCUUUUCAGCUACUGACAGUGAUAUGGCAGAUGUAUAUCCUUUACAACUCAGGCUUUCUGUUCAGAGGGAAACAAAUUCAUUUGGAGUAAGAAUAAGCAAAAAGGACAAUGCAGUUGAGCUCUUUAAAAGAGCCUGCAAAAUGUUCAGUGUGGAUUCAGAGAUGUUAUGCAUUUGGGACUAUUCAGAUCAGAUAACAUUUUUAAUGAAUGACAACAAUCAGGUCCCAGUUGACUGUCAAAGGCAGUCUGAUCAGGAGAUUCUUUUGGAGUUGCAAGUUUAUGGGUUGUCAGACUCAAUUAGAUGUAGGGAAGGUAAAAAAGACGAGAUGGCAAAUUUUUCUGGCAGUGCUUCACUGAAGAUGAAUGGCACUUAUGAUGGUGCAAAUUCUGAUUGUAUGAAUGCCAAUUCUUUGACCUUCUCUUCAGGCCCUGGUGAAGCUGGUUCCUUGGGAUUAACUGGGUUACAAAACCUAGGAAACACUUGCUUCAUGAACAGUUCCCUACAGUGUUUAGCACAUACACCAAAGCUUGUUGAUUAUUUUCUGGAAGAUUAUAUUAGAGAAAUCAAUCAUGAUAACCCAUUGGGCAUGAAUGGUGAGAUAGCUUUGGCAUUUGGAGAUCUGCUCAGGAAGUUAUGGGCCCCUGGAGCAAGUCCUGUGUCACCAAGAAUAUUCAAAUCAAAACUUGCUAGAUUUGCACCUCAGUUCAGUGGAUUUAAUCAGCAUGAUUCCCAAGAACUUCUUGCUUUUUUGUUGGAUGGUCUUCAUGAAGAUCUGAAUCGUGUUAAAUGUAAGCCUUAUAUUGAAGUCAAGGAUGGAGAUGGUCGACGAGAUGAAGAGGUUGCUGAUGAAUAUUGGCAUAAUCAUUUGGCUCGCAAUGAUUCUGUCAUUGUUGAUGUGUGCCAAGGUCAAUAUAAAUCAACAUUAGUUUGUCCUGUUUGUAGGAAGGUCUCUGUGACAUUUGAUCCAUUCAUGUACUUAUCAUUACCUCUACCUUCAACAACAGUGCGGACAAUGACUAUAACUGUUGUUAGUGGCAAUGGUGGUGAAAUGUCUCAAUUAUCACCAUACACUAUUACUGUUCCAAAAAAUGGAAGAUUUGAAGAUCUGACCCGUGCUCUUGGCAUUGCAUGCUCUUUGGGGGCUGAUGAGACCUUAUUAGUAGCUGAGGUAUACAACAAUUGCAUCAUACGUUUUCUUGAAGAUCCAACUGAUUCAUUAUCCUUAAUCAGAGAUGCUGACAAACUAGUUGCUUACCGAUUUUUGAAAUGUAAUGUGGAUGCCCCUUUGGUUGUCUUCAUAAACCAGCGGAUGGAGGAGCAGUAUGUCUAUGGGAAGCAGACUCUGAAUUGGAAAGCCUUUGGAAUUCCUGUUGUAGAUAGGCUUUAUAGUGUUACAAAUGGAUCUGAUCUCCGCAAUUUGUAUCUAAAGUGGUUCUAUCCAUUUCAAAAUCCAAUUGAAGAGGCCUUAGAAAAUUGUCUCGUGUCUAAGGAAACUGAAGAAGAUGCAGAAACGGAGGUCACAACUCCUAGUUUAGGUUCAAAUGUGAAUGAGUUAGACACUCCUUCAGAUGGAGGAAUGGAGUUUUAUGUUACUGAUGAAAAGGGAACUAUAAAAAAUUCCAAGAUAUUAAUGAAUGAGCCUCUAGCAAUAAAUGGAGACUUAAGGCUGCUGCACGUGCUUGUGUGUUGGUCAGAAGAACAGCUUAAGAUAUAUGACACGCAACUUUGUAGUUCAUUGCCUGAGGUUUUCAAGUCUGGCUUUUUAGCAAAGAGACCUCAAGAAUCAGUUUCUCUAUACAAGUGCCUUGAAGCAUUUUUGCAAGAAGAACCUCUUGGACCAGAAGACAUGUGGUACUGUCCUGGCUGUAAAGAACAUCGUCAAGCUAGUAAGAAGUUAGAUCUUUGGAGACUUCCUGAAAUUUUGGUCAUUCAUCUUAAGAGGUUUCAAUACAGUCGUUACUUGAAAAACAAGCUGGAGACAUAUGUUGACUUCCCUGUAGAUAAUCUCGAUUUGUCAGCUUAUAUUACCUAUGGGAAUGAUGAGUCUUACCAUUACACACUUUAUGCUGUCAGUAACCAUUAUGGAAGCAUGGGAGGUGGUCAUUAUACCGCAUUUGUCCAUCGAGGCGGUGAUCAGUGGUAUGACUUCGAUGAUAGCCAUGUUAAUCCCAUCAGCAAGGAGAAGAUAAAGUCUUCAGCUGCCUAUGUUCUUUUCUACAGAAGAAAUUUCGAAGUAUCAACAUAGUGAUAUAGUAGCAUGUAGUUCGAACAGCCUAUUGAAGCUAGAUGCCAUUUUAUUAACUUUAUUGCCACCAUAGUCUUACAAGGAUACAGAGGGUAAACUUUGGCUCAAAGGUAAGAUUAUUGCAUUGUGACCUGGUGGUCAGAGAAUCUAGUUGCAGAAAUAGUCUCUGCUCAUGGAAUUAAGAUUUAUGUACAUCUUAGCAUCUUCACACCCCACAAUAGGGGUGCAUGAGUAUUGGACCACCCCUUUUCUAUAGUCUUACAAGUAUACUUAACAAGGUAAUUCUUUUGUCAUUUACUCUUUUAGAAGUUUUAGACUAACUGGAGUUUCGGUAGGCAAGAAAUGGAAACUUUGAAAACUUCAGGCAGUACUAUGGAAGACUAUAACAUAGUAACAAUUUAAGAGGUGAGGGACAUACCUGAGAAAUGAAAGCAUAGUGUUUACAGCUGUUUAACCUUGUAAAGAGAAUAUCUAUUCUAAAGAGAGUUGAACCAAAUCCUGUGAAUUAAUUCUACUUCCAAUUAUAUUUUGUUCUUAUUUUGUUCGUUUAGUGAA